AAAAUGCCCAGAGUUAUAAAAACAUCGCACUCAAAUCUGGUUCAUGAAAUUUUAUUAUACGGAAAUUGCCUCCACUUUUUUAUGUAUGUUUAUUUAAAAAUUGUCAACUUUUAAGAUGAAAUCAUUUUUCUCAGAAUUGUUUUUAUUUAUAUUUAUUAACAUUGUCUCAUCUGCUCCUCAACUUCAGCCAGAGAUUAAUGAUCAAUUCGAAAAAGUAACAUCUACUACAAGUAAUCACACUACUAACUCUACUACUACAAGUAGUAAAAAACCUGAAACCCUUGAAGAAAUUGAUGAAAAUAAUGAAAUAUUUGAUGAAGAACCUGAUACUGCGAUUAACAAAUCAGUAACCGAUGUUGCUAAUGUAAAAGAAAAUGUUGUAAGCAAAAUUUACAGGAAAAUAAAAAUUCAAAUGACAAAAUUAAUAGAGACACCUAAAGUCAAUACAGUUAUAAGGAACAUAGGCACUUGUGUAGUGAAUGGAUUCAUGGAAAUCGUAUCAUUCUACUUUCCUGCACCACUGAUCCCUCUUAUAGCAAGUGCAGCCGGUAUGAUCAUACCUUUUGAACCAGUUGUAAUGCUUAGACGAAGAAUGCCAGUUACCAGUUACAGAAGAGCAUUUAAAACUGCUGUCAAUGGUUUCAUGAAUACAUUCAAUGCUUAUAAGUUCGAUAAUCAUGAUGAAGAUCCAUACAUGACCAGAAGAUUUAAUAGACGAUUUAUGAAUGAUGCUGCGAAAGAUGAGACAACUAGAGCAAAUGAUCUGGAAAAUAAUUUAAGCAAGAAAUCAAUGGAAAACGAUUGAAUUAGUUUUGUUUAUGUACAAAAAGUAAACUA
Messenger RNA from Maniola jurtina (meadow brown), 837 nucleotides. RefSeq lists its product as uncharacterized. The transcript has 2 exons. Bases 116 to 805 code for a protein of 229 amino acids. The record is from RefSeq and is a predicted model, not a curated record. Lineage: Eukaryota; Metazoa; Arthropoda; Insecta; Lepidoptera; Nymphalidae.